Jaminaea rosea is the source of this 1815-nucleotide messenger RNA. RefSeq lists its product as hypothetical. Bases 1 to 1815 code for a protein of 604 amino acids. The transcript has a single exon. NCBI's taxonomy places the organism in Eukaryota, Fungi, Basidiomycota, Exobasidiomycetes, Microstromatales. The record is from RefSeq and is a predicted model, not a curated record.
AUGAGCCGUGCCGCUCCCCUCAAGUUCGAAUACUCGUUCGGCCUCGAGGCCGCUUUCGACCCUGCCGAGCAGGAGCUCGAGCGCGAGCGCGUGGUCCAGCAAGAGGUCGAGCCCAUCUCGCUUUCCUACCGAAGCUCUUUUGAGCGAAGUCCAAUGCUCGUAGAGGUGCAGGGAGUUGCCCUUUUCCCUCGUAAGCAGAUGCGUCGCGAUGAGGUCGAGGCAAUCAUCGCUGAGGAAGGCGGGGACUGGGACCUACACGAGAAGCAGAGCGGUACGAGCAUCAGCACUGCGGAUAGUGACGAGAUUGCUGCUAUAGAGGCCGACCAGCAGCUGGCUGAAGUCGACAAUGCCCUCCUCGACCUUGAGCGGUACAUCGAGAUUGCCACGGCGAACAGGAGCGCCAACGCCAACGCGUUCCAGGCAUCUGCUCCCGGCGCCGGCUUGGCGCGUCGCGCUGCGAUCAAGCGUGCGAGUGGAAGCCCGACCAGGUCGAGCUUCUCUGAUCCCGCGAGCCCAAGCAGCAGCACCGAAAAUGUCUCCUCUACUGUCCAGCUCGGGUCGCCUCUCAGCACCAGCAGCAGCAGCAACAGCAGCAGCCCUGCUGUGGACGCCACCACGGCCAGCAGCGCUCACAGCACCGUCAGUCUCCCCUUGACCCUGCAAGCGGAGCGUCGUCUCGUCAUCGGGCAGGUCUACCAUCCCGACUCGAAGGCACAGAGUCCCUGCACCUUGGAGCGCAAACCGGCCAUCGUCCGCUACGGGCCUAGACACCCAAGUGUGCGCCCUCAUCGCCCUCUCCCAGAGCCACCCUCGACGAUGACUGCUGGCCCUAUGGCAUCACAAUUCGGAUUUGCCCCAGGAGAGAAGGAGAAAAAGGUGGUCCCGCCCCGUGUUAGGAUGAUGGAGUCGCCCACCUUUCCCACCCAUGACGAAGGAAGUUCCGAGCCGCUCCCUGUGCCCGUCUCCAAGGACAUCAGGCUGAGCGCUAUCACCCGCUUCUGGAACGGCAAGGCGGAUACUACCGAUAUCAAGGCUCAGGUCGCGCCCAUAAGCCGCAAGACCAAGGGUCCUCGCGCUCUUCCCGUUUCCUGGUCGGUGCCCAUGCCCCAGAUCCCACCACGCUCCUCCUCUAUCGCCGGCUCUCUCGUCAAGCCACUCCUACCCUUCGCUCGUGCCACGGCCAAGGGACGCAGGGUAGUCUCCGCCCCUGCAUCUUACAGAUCAAAGUCCAGCUCCCCUUCAAGCUCGCGCAGGGCGGUCACUAGCCUGCCUAGCCUGGCCAGCCUACCGGAGACGGAGGUUCUUGAGGUGCUUGAGGUGGACGAAGCGUGUUUGACAAGGAAGCACAAGAUUCGAAAGCAACAGCAGCGCAGGAAUCAUCGCCGUGCUCUCUUCGCAGCUCAGCGUGAGGAGAAAGACAAGGAGAAGGUCGCACUCCUUGCCCCCUCGAGCAGCGCAGCCACCCCUCGCGCUAUUCUGAUGCACCCAGCCUCGGGCAUCACUUCGCACUGCUGCCCAGUCCUGACCGACCUUCCAACCGCGAACAGCAGUGCACCUCUCCUCUCACCGCCUUUCCCGUCGGCAGAGGAAGAUGCCGAUUCACCCCUCCUCCUCCGUCGCCCAGCCAAGACAGCCGUGAUCACAUGGCAGUCCUUCUUUGCCCGCCUGCGGGAGAAGAAGCCAUACCUCGUCGGGUACGCUGGAUGCGCGCUUGUCGCUCUAACCCUCUUGGGGCUCGCUGCUGGAUUGAUUUGGCUGAUCGUUAGGUGGAUCGAAGAGACGCAGCAGCAGGCUGCUCUGGCGGAAUUGGAUUGA